Molecule: messenger RNA, 5148 nt
Organism: Lachancea fermentati
Lineage: Eukaryota; Fungi; Ascomycota; Saccharomycetes; Saccharomycetales; Saccharomycetaceae
Source: the annotation of a GenBank genome assembly
AUGGACCCUCAAUCUAGCGACAGCGUCUCGCGCUCAGGGAUCCAAAAUGAAAAGAAAAAGCAAAAAAAGCAGCUCUACGGCGGAGGAUCAAUGAUCGAUAAUGGCGUUUUCGAGAAGUUACAUGAGAUAACAUCUACGAUUGAUGUGAUAAACGAAGAAGUGGUAAACGAUUUUGGACCAGUCAUCGAAUUUUUUAGUAGUAACUUUGCUACGCAAGCCUUACAAGCAUGGUCAUACUAUGCGCAGGUUAACAAUCAUCAAAAGUUUACUGACUCUACGGUUAAACUUACGAAAGCACUAGUGGUCCUAAACAAAGAUUCAAGCACGCUAGAGCUCGGAUCAACUUUGAUAAGGGAUAUUCUAAGCAAUUAUAUCAAAGUUCUUUACAGAGGUAUUAAUAACAUGAAGCCGUCGAUCACCAAUCCCAUACUGCGGUUAAUAAAAGAAUUCGUCACUUUUAAUGAUGGUCAAUACAUAGAUGAUUUUUUAACCCUUUUCGAUCUCUCUUUACCCACUUUGCCAAAGAUUUUAACCCCUGCCAAGGCUGAACUUGCCGAUCAGGAAUUGGCACGGAAAAACUCUAGAAUAUCAAUGCGAAGCAACUUCAUCGCCCUUUGGUUAGCCCUCAUCAAGCAUUCCACCCCUCUGUUGAGAAAAGGUGUUUUGAUAGAUAAUUAUAAGAUUAUGAGUACAUGGUACAAGUACAUGAACAAAGUGGAUAAUUCGAAACUGUUGGGUGAUACUCUCGAAGUUUUUACAGAUUUUGUAUUGAAGGAGAAGGCAUUCAGAAAGACUACCAAAUGCAAAGUCCUCAAUGAGGCCCUUAUUAGUAAAAUCCAUAACCUCUACCAUUGCAAUGAGAAAGAACUUAUAAAAAAAGCAGACGAUUUUUUUCAAGUUUACGCAACUGAUCCUGAAUACAGCGUUGCAUUUAUCGAUGAUAAGCUUUGGUUCAACGAGCCUGUAUAUUCAGCAGAUGGCUCAUCUACCAGAAACGUGGGGGCCGUUGUUCUUGUAAACAACAAGAAGUUUUAUCUUUAUAAUAAACUUCUGUUUACAGUGAUUACAUUUUUUAAACCUUGGGAAGAUGACAUGCAACUCAACACAGUAGCGAAAAUUUUGAGCCAUGUGCCUGAACUGGUACCUCCUUAUUGUAAUUACUUGGCUACACUCGGAAAUCAUGAUCCAAGAAUGACAUCUUAUUGGUUUGGUAUGACUUUACUGCUUGGCAGAAUUAUUAAUCUGCCCAUUCCCGAAAGGAUGAUGUCUGUGCAGACCGAUCUCGUUCCUUCAGUAUCGCUUGUAAUGGAGACAAUUUUUCCAGCGUCCAUCUCAAAAAGUUCUCUUACUAGAGGCCUUCAAAAUGAUAUCCCAUUAAUUACACAGCUUACCUGUCAAUUGAUGGUAUUUUCAUUCAAAAAAUUCCGGAAAGUUCUUGAACUAUAUGAUGAGAAAGGUUGGGAGUCAUCAAAAUCUAUUAUAAGCAACGCUUUUAGGAGCAGGAUACCAGAUUUACCCAUAAUAACAAAUACCAUCAAAGAUACCUUUACCAAGCACCAUGACAAUAAGAUUUUGUCAUUAUCAUUGACGAUAAUUUUACGGCAAUAUAGUGAAGCAUUUCCUAAUUUCUUCAAUGUUGUUCUGCCGACUCCAAAUAUCUACAGAGAAAUUAUGGAGGCAGCUUCUAUUGGUGGCACUGACCUUCUCAUCCUAGACAACUUUUUACAGUUUCAGGAGAUGAACAAUAAUCAAACAAAAUGGUGGCAUGCUGCAAAAGACGAAAAUUCACUUUUCACCUUGCUUUUGAAACUGACGUCGUCCAGGAAUGUAAGUUAUAUUGUAAUCAAGAAGGUAAAUGAUCUAUUAGAAAACCUUCUGAAAUUCAAUGUUGUUUUCGACUUCGAAAAUCUUUUGGUGUCUCCCAUUUUGGCGUUAAUUACAUCCCUUCAGAGUGUUUCAACAGAGAUUGAUAUCGAUUCCCCUCAAAAACUCAAAAUUUGGAAGCUGUUAGAUGAAACGAUUGCAAGGAUCAUUAAAACCCCAUAUAAAUAUGUUGACCUCGCAAACAAAUAUGGAAAUAUAUCUCCUUUCUUGGUUGCAUUAUCCGAGCAAUGGGCCUUUGUUGAGAAAACUUCUCCCUUUGAUAUUGUUCUGAAGUGGCUUUUGAUGUAUCUUCGUAUCACUGUUUUCACGGGAGAGAGCACUUUGGGUAUUCAAAAGCUCGCUCAGGGCUUAGAAUCUGUACCCACUCAAAUGGUGGAUGUUUAUCUGGGAUUUGAUUGCUACGAAAAGAUGCUUCCUGAAAUGAGAAAGAAGGAAUAUUUCCUGAUCGAAAACGUGGACUUCUCUUUUUUUCAAUAUAUUACGUUAGUUCCCGUUGAAGAGUUGAAGUCAAUGAUCAGAUAUCCUGUCAAUGAGCUGGAUGCGAUGGCAUUACUGUACAGAAUUAAGUUUCUGCUCAAUGAGGAUACUUCACUGGAGGACAAGCAGUUAUCGACUCUAUUUGACGAUAUGUUAUCUAAAGCUGCAAAUUACGCAUUAUCCAACCAAAGUUUUCUCGGCACUUUCACCUCAAAGAAUUGUUUCACAUUGAUCUCAGUGACUGAAAAUAUGGACCUAACAAACAAAAAGCGUUGUCAGAAACUUGCAUAUUUGACGAAUGGCAUAAUUCAGAUAUUCUACCAGAUAGGAACGAACGUAUUCGAAUUUCAGCAGUAUAUCCUUGGCCUAUUCAAAAGUUGUUACAGCGAAUGGAAGGAACAGCCUGAAUUGAGUGCACUCUUCGUUAAUUCAUUUCACUUGUUGGACGGAUCGCAAUUGCUUGAGGUGCUGAACAGUGACUUUAUUGACGAUGAUGACGCUGUUAUUGAGAUUUUGAAAGAACUCGAUCAAAAAAGGCAUCAUUUAGAUUCACAUCUAUUCAAAAAGCUUUUAUCGAGAAACUCUUCCACUAUUGCAAAAGCUCUGGCUAAUUUUGUAGAUGAGAAUUUCGCUGAGACAUUACUUGAUGAUAACUUUACUUUGCAAUUGAUCCGUUCGCCCAAUAAUAUGCCUAUCUUGGAGCAGUUGUUGAAAUUGAACACCUUUUAUGAUACUCUUAUUCCAUUUCUCCAUGAAAUUGUGGACGAUGAUAUAAUUUUGUUAGUUGGGGCCUACAUGAAGAAGGGCAGUCGGGAGGAAACAUCAAGCUUUUUGCAGAAGGCCGUUGAUCUUGGGUAUUCCAAACUGAAAACUUCGAAGGGUUUAGAAUUUAAACUGAUCAUGAACAUUUUCCUAAACUGUCACUAUUUACUUUCAAACGAAAAGAAAGCCAUCAUCUUGGAGUUUAUUGCAACCAAAUACGAGCAAAAAUAUAUUGCACCAAUAGCUAAAUUUAUCAGUUUGUUUUCAAAUUUCGAUGACAAGAAUAUUAGUAUUUGGAUGAACAAAUCGAUUUUGUUUGUAACCAAAUCAUUUUCAGAGUGUAUGACGAUGUCCCCAAGCUUUUCUGAAUUCUUGCACGAAUUUUGCAGCACUAUUUUAAAGACAGAAAUAUGGUCUUUGGCUUCUGUUAAAAAUUUGCAUACACAAAUCGAAGUGAUUGUUGGAAGUAAAUGGAUAUGCAACAAAGAAGUUCUGACUUAUUUGAACCUUUUAAUGUUAAGCUGCCCCAAAAAGCACGCAAACAGCAAUCGGAUUCUUCAAAUGUUGGUAAACAAUAAGAAUAUUUGCUAUAGCAGGAACAUGUCUGAUGAAUCUAUUAAUUUCUUGACGGCCUCGCUAAUUUUCAACAUCUUCGAAUUAGACCCAGCUAAUUCUUCAAACCUAGCUAUUCAAGAGAAGAUACUAUCUUUUUAUCAAGGCACCAUUUCGUCCGCGGAUAAGCUUCUCUUGAGCAUCUUGGAUAAAAUCGAAUCGAGAACUUCUUCUCCAUGGACGAAUCAAAUUUUAUCAUGGGACUUUAUCGAUGAUAUAAAUGACGAAGAAGUUGGAAAUCAUGAAAACCCUAAGCUCAUAGUUAAAGAAAAAGGCGGUCUUGUUAUUGUUCUAAGCAGGAAAAUGCUUGAACAAACAGCAUCUCACUAUUAUUUGGGGAUUCCUGGGGUUCCGGAGUUUAACAGGAGGGAGAUCGGGGACUCUUGGCAAAAUUUAUUGAAUUUUGACCAAAAAAUAACGCUGGUGACCAAUGGGGCUAGUCGCAACUAUUAUGAUCCAUUAUUUGUUUUGUUAUUGAUUAUUCACAAUGACGAGCUGUUAAGGCAAAAAAUCGACGAAAGUGGUAACACUUCUUAUGAAUUUGACAUGAAGAAAAUUGUAGACACAGGAAUACUUCAAUUCAUCUUAAUGGCGUUAUCUGACGAUGGUGAGGCAUCGCAGGUUGCACUGCAACUGAUUCACAAAAUGAUCUCCUCUCUGGAUGGAAAUAACCAAUUCCGCGACGGGAAAAUUUUCAAAAUCUUCCUAACCAAAAUUGCCUACACCUUUGAGAGGCUUGAUGAAAAUGGGAACAAGCAGUCCUUGGAUGACGUGUGCCCCAUCACAUGGCGUACCAUUUCACGCCUAUCCAGCUGUCUCCGUCAACCUACCUCCCCCAUGUAUGAGAUUGCCUACCGUUGGGUCCUCUCCUUUCCUUCAAUAAGGCCGUAUGAAAUUCCGUUACUUAACUCGAUAUUAUCUUUAAAUCACUCUAAAGAUAAUGAGGGCUACUAUAGAAAACUUCAUUGGGUCCUAGAAAGUAUUUUUGAAGGGCUGCAGACCAAGAAAGACAUAGAACUUUUGAAGACCAAGAAUUUUUUCGAAUGGCUUAUGAAUUUGCUCAAUUCACCUUAUUUGUCAUUUAAAUUGAGAAACAUGAUCUGUUCUAUCAUCUACAGAGUUCAAAGAAUCGAAACAGGUGGCUCCACGUUGAUCACAAGAUAUGCAGCAAUAUCAUUUAUGGAAUCCCACCAGCAAGAAUCCCUUCACAAAUUAGUUGAAUUACAAGCUGACUCUACAACAAACCUCAAAAAUAAAAUUCGUUUAAAGCAAAUCUUAACUUUGAGACAGUCAGAAUUAAAUGGUGAGGAGCUUGCAUUGGGCUAUUCGACAAUAAUUUCUUCGCAAAAAAGGCUGCGUGAGUGGAUGGAUUCUGAUGAAGAUAAUUUCACUAAGAGAGUAUGUUAUAUGUGA